CACAACCACCACCAAAGGUCUAGGUGCCAUCCUGUAUAAAUCUCUGGUCCUUUUCUUUUCUGAGUUGCUUCUGAGGGGACUAGCUUGGCUGCUGCUCUGACCAUGGAGCCGGACAGAGGCUUAAUUGCCUAUGAGGAGCCGCCUUUGGAGCCAAUGGACCUGCUCUCGAGCGCUUGGUGCAGCUCAGCUAUCCAAGUUCUUCAGAAAGGACCGAAGAAUUGCUCGAUGGCGCUCGUGGAGCAUCCGGUCAUGGCGCUCGACAAUGAUAGGAAAGACCAGUUGCAAAAGAGUGAUCGUAGCUUGGUGGUCGACAACAGCGGUUUCAGCACGACCCAGUGGAAAUAUGAUGAUCUGAAGUCAUGGAUAUGGCUGCAGAAGGCAAUUCAUCCAGAGCUGGAUUAUGACCUCUGCCUCAAGAAGAAAUGGCUUCCGCGCAAGAUGGCGCCGUGGAGCGGCAUCUCGCUCAAGAAGUGGGUGAAGGAACGGAAGCAGAAGCGCAAGGAGGAGGCGCGCCUGAACAGGGCCGAGGUCCACGCCGCCGUGUCCGUGGCUGGCGUCGCUGCCGCGCUCGCCGCCAUCGCCGCGGAGAACGCCGCGCCGCCUGGCUCGGCGGCGAUGAGGGAGACGGCUGUGGCGUCCGCGGCCGCUCUUGUGGCGGAGCAGUGCGCGAAGGUGGCUGAGGCCGCGGGCGCCACGCGCGACCAGAUCGCGGCCACCGUCGCCGCCGCCGUGGCAUCCACGGACGCCGGCAACGUCAUCACGCUCACCGCGGCCGCGGCCACAUCACUGCGGGGCGCCGCGACGCUGAGAGGACGGCGCAGUGGAGGCGGCAGCGGCGGCAACGGCCAGAACGAGAGGGCGGGCCACGCAGGCUCGGCGCUGUCGCAGGACGACCUCGACUUCGACUUCAACCACGCGAGGUCCAGGGCGGCGCUGGCCAAGGGCGACGAGAUGUUCGUCGCGAUGCCGGACAGGAAAUGGAAGCUCCACACGGUGUCCGCGGCGUCGAACAAGCGCGGUGAGAUCGUCCUUCGGAUCAAGAAGACGAACCUGGUCAUGGCGUUCUCCCACGCGAAAGAAUGCGUCGUCCACGACGUGCGGCCGUGCGCCCCGGAGAAGCCAAGCCACGACGAGGGCGCGACGUACCCGGUGGAGGUGUCGACGAGCAAGGGCAAGGUGGAGCUCCGCGCCGACGACUACGCCGUGUACAAGAGGUGGGUCGCGGCGCUGAGCCACAUGCUCGUGAUGUCCACCGCCGUCUCCACCAGGCACGAGCCGCCGCGCAGGGACUGACCGGCCGGACGAUCGGCGCCACGGCACGUGAGGGCCGGGCUGCACGGUCCCUUGAAGCAACAGCACGAACAACGACGCCCGUGUCGAUCACACUUGUAUCGAACAAUCUAUCGUCCAUGCAAUUGUAUCAGUACUAGCAUCAGAGAUUGUGUCUCAACUGUGGUGAAAUUACUAACGGUGGGUUGGUUCA
Molecule: messenger RNA, 1483 nt
Organism: Phragmites australis (common reed)
Lineage: Eukaryota; Viridiplantae; Streptophyta; Magnoliopsida; Poales; Poaceae
Product: VAN3-binding protein-like
Exons: 7
Coding region: 103-1293 (396 amino acids)
Source: RefSeq, a predicted model, not a curated record